CCCGACAUACUUUUUUUCUGCUCUUAACACGAAGAGGAUCACUCUCUCGGAUGCAUUUGUCAAUGGAUACCCUCGGAAUGGUGGACGAUGGUUGCCUGGACAACUACGACAUGUCAAAGGGUGUGGGUUUGAGUGGCGGGGGCCGGGUCCACAGCAUUGACGUGAUACUGGGAUUCAGCAAAGACCAGGACCCGCUGCUCCAGCACGCUGGGGAAGUCCACGACCACAAGGUGAACGGAGGCAACCAGGACGACCCUGAGAAGCAGGCGUCCUCCGAUCCGUACAGACACCUCUCAGAGCUGGGCGACAGCACGGAGCAUUCCACUUUCGAUGAGUCUGGCCUUUUCUCGGGGGAGAAGUGUGAGGAGGGGAUGGGUGAGCUUCCGAAGGACUUGGGUGACGACGGGGGUUCCCCGGAGCCUUGCAGAGACGACGACCACCCUAAGAAGAAGCACCGGCGAAACCGCACCACCUUCACCACCUACCAGCUCCACGAGCUGGAGAGGGCCUUCGAGAAGUCCCACUACCCGGACGUCUAUAGCCGGGAGGAGCUGGCCAUGAAGGUCAACCUGCCAGAAGUCCGCGUUCAGGUUUGGUUCCAAAACCGCAGAGCCAAGUGGAGGCGCCAAGAAAAGAUGGACACCAGCAGCAUGAAGCUCCACGACUCCCCCAUGCUCUCCUUCAACCGCGCCCCUAUGCCAUCCAGCGUGGGCCAGAUGGCCAACAGCAUGCCCCUGGAUCCCUGGCUGGCCUCGCCCAUGUCCAGUUCCGCACCUCUACACUCCAUGCCCGGGUUCAUGGGUCCGCCUCAAGGCCUGCAGCAUUCCUACUCCAGCCACGGCUUCCUAAACACCCCUCCGGGGAUGGUCCAGGGUAUGCAGUCGAUGCCCCCUCCUCCCUAUCAAUGCCCGCCCAGCUUCAAUGACAAGUACCCCAUGGAGGACGAGAGGAGUUCCAGCAUCGCAGCGCUAAGGAUGAAGGCCAAAGAGCACAUUCAGUCCAUGGAUAAGACAUGGCAGCACAUGUGAUCCGCUGGGAAUGCUAAAGCGUGCAGAAUGGAUCUUAAAGCUGCUCCGGUAAAUGUUUACAACAAAAUGUUGGCGGGUA
Messenger RNA from Gadus chalcogrammus (walleye pollock), 1107 nucleotides. It is a transcript of the gene rx2, whose product is annotated as retinal homeobox gene 2. Lineage: Eukaryota; Metazoa; Chordata; Actinopteri; Gadiformes; Gadidae. The transcript has 3 exons. Bases 51 to 1028 code for a protein of 325 amino acids. Gene Ontology annotation, molecular function: RNA polymerase II cis-regulatory region sequence-specific DNA binding; DNA-binding transcription factor activity, RNA polymerase II-specific. Gene Ontology annotation, biological process: positive regulation of transcription by RNA polymerase II. The record is from RefSeq and is a predicted model, not a curated record.